CCUCGCUCGGCUGGCUUCGAGGAGACGGUCGCCUGGGGCGCAGAGGGCGACGUCGACGCCGGCUCGGUCGUGGAGAAGAGCAACCUCGUGCGGUGAGCCCAUGCGCCGAGUCUGCAGGAGGAGAAUGUGCCCCGUCGCAUGCUGCUUCCGGACGCACUGCCAUCCCGCUGCAUGCUCACGCAGGCCCCACCUGCCAGCGAAAUUCAGUCGCAGCAGUCCUCGCUGAAAGCACUGCUCGCUCGCGUCGCCUCGGUGCAGGCCGACUGCACUAAGGCCGAGACGGACAACGAGAUGCUGCAGACCUACAUCGACGAGGUCACCAAGAGCCUGGCAGCCAAGUCCUGAGGCACGCGGCCGCCGCGAGGUGCGGCUCACGCCGUCUGGGAGUCAGAAUGUCACCUGGUCCACAUCGCAUGUCUAUUG
Molecule: messenger RNA, 423 nt
Organism: Tilletiopsis washingtonensis
Lineage: Eukaryota; Fungi; Basidiomycota; Exobasidiomycetes; Entylomatales
Exons: 2
Coding region: 172-345 (57 amino acids)
Source: RefSeq, a predicted model, not a curated record